AUGGCGCAGAAAGGAGUUCAGCUGGACCGGGAAAUCUUAUCUUGUCCCAUCUGUCUGGAUCUACUGAAGGAUCCGGUGACCAUCCUGUGGACACAGCUACUGCAUGAAGUGUAUUACAGGCUUCUGGGAUGGAGAGGAUGCUGCUAUGCUGGAGCUGAAGAUGUGGCCUGUGAUGUCUGCACUGGGAGGAAACUGAGAGCCUGUAAGUCCUGUCUUAUGUGUCUUAUAUCUUACUGCGAGAAACACCUCCAGCUUCAUUAUGAUUCACCUGCCUUUGAAAAACACAAGCUGGUGGAGCCCUCGAAGAAGCUCCAGGAGAACAUCUGCUCUCGUCACGACGAGGUGAUGAAGAUGUUCUCUCUGCUCUGUGGAUGAACAUAAAGGCCACGACACAGUGUCAGCUGCGGCAGAAAGGACUGCGAGGCAGAGAAAGCUGGAGGGGAGUCGACAAAACAUCCAGCAGAGAAUCCAGGACAGAGAGAAGGAGGUGAAGCUGCU
Trematomus bernacchii (emerald rockcod) is the source of this 498-nucleotide messenger RNA. RefSeq names its product tripartite motif-containing protein 29-like. The record is from RefSeq and is a predicted model, not a curated record. Lineage: Eukaryota; Metazoa; Chordata; Actinopteri; Perciformes; Nototheniidae.